Messenger RNA from Nicotiana tabacum (common tobacco), 1151 nucleotides. The record is from RefSeq and is a predicted model, not a curated record. NCBI's taxonomy places the organism in Eukaryota, Viridiplantae, Streptophyta, Magnoliopsida, Solanales, Solanaceae.
AUUCUUCUUAACAAGCUUUCCAGUUAAUAUAAAUAUAUUUCUCACAAAAGUUCGAACUUAGGUAAACAUAUAUAGCCAAAAUGGAGUCAUAUUCAUAUAAAAUGUAUUCUUCUUCUUUCUCUAGUUCAAGUUCUUUUGCUGUUCAUCCACAAGAAGAAAAGAAAGAAAAACCAUACAAUUCUUCUCUCCGUAGAGUUCGCAGCCUUCCAUCCAAACCAAUCACCAAGAAACCCAUAGCUCCAUCUCCACCAAUUCCCCCUAAAAUCUAUAGGGUGGAAGCUGUUAAUUUCAGAGAUUUUGUCCAAAUGCUAACCGCAGCACCUGAAUUUCAAUCCCACUCCAAUUCCCCCUAUGGCUUCGGCUCCGGUCGUUUACAAGAGGUCGCACCUCCUCCUCUUGAUCUCUCACCAAUCUCACUAUCAAGUAACAAUAAUAGUGAUGGGCAAUUGAAAGAAUUCCUUCCUCCCUCCUCCUCCAAAAAUUCAAUGAUCGAUGAUAUCAACUACUGAGGCUAUUAAUGAGUCAAUUAGUGAAGCACAAGAAAGACAUGUUAGACCACGAUUUCCAUCAGACAACACUAUUUCUUCUUUUGCAUGGUGUUCCUCUCUUUUGAGCCCUGGCACACUCACUCCUUUGGAUUCAAACGCCGUUCUCUAACACCCUUGCUCACAGGCGGAUUCAGAAUUUAUAUUUGAUGAAUUUAGAAUAAUUGUGGUAGACUUUAUAUAGUUCGAUCGAGUAGAAAGCACUGGCGUUUGAACCCGCUCUCUAAACUCGCCACUGUAUUUACUAUACGCUCAGCUCAUCUACAAGUGCAUGGGAGCUCAAUUUCUCAUUAUUUACUAGAUCAGCGGUACAUAUAAGUGGGUGGAGUAAGAGUUUGAAUUACCACUAAAAGAAGUCGCAAUUCAGAUUCUUGAAUUUGCAUUGUUUGGUUUUUUGUUCGUCGUCCACCUCUAAUAUAAUUCUAAUUCCAAAAAAUAAGAUGUGUUGUAAUUUUCAACGUUAAGUAAAAUCCAAGCGUAUGGAUUAGAGUUUGCUCUUUGUACUUCUGGAGAAGAAAUAUUUGAUAUAUAAGGUAGCCUCUUUGUGAUUACUACCCAAUUAUAGCGCACAGGCGAUAUAGUGUACGUUCUCCAAUCAACUGUAUG